Molecule: messenger RNA, 544 nt
Organism: Drosophila navojoa
Lineage: Eukaryota; Metazoa; Arthropoda; Insecta; Diptera; Drosophilidae
Source: RefSeq, a predicted model, not a curated record
ACCGAGUAUCAAUACUCAAAUGGAGUAAACUACACCAACAUGGAUCGUAAUACUGCUGGUUUGGAUGCCUAUGACCCACAAGAGAGUCAAGAUGGUGCCUCAAACAUGGAGAAGCAGGCAUAUGAGAACUGGUAUCAGAGUAUGAAUAUUAAUGCAGAUCAAUGGCAUAUAAGUCCCCAACAAUUAAAUGAAGACUAUUAUCAAAAUACGAAUUCCAUGCAAAGUCAAACAGAUUUGAUCUCCAAUUAUCAGCACUCGUACGGCAAGGGAAAUUAUUUUAAUCACUUCCCAAAUGGAACGAUUAUGGACACAUUCCUGCCUGGAGGCACAAAUGAAGCAUUUUCGUAUUACAAUGAGAAUUCAUUAUGUCCAGCCGAUUAUUAUGAAGGUGAAGAACUAUUACCGGGACAAGAAAAUUACACAUACAUGCAUAUGAACUCUCAGCCUGUGUCGGACUACACAAAGUGCCAAAUGAAAUAGUUGCAGAUAAACAGAUUAUUGUUGAACUUGAAUAUUUGUGAAAGUUGAAAAUCGAUCAUUUGCU